Tripterygium wilfordii is the source of this 2258-nucleotide messenger RNA. Its product is annotated as meiosis-specific protein ASY1. The record is from RefSeq and is a predicted model, not a curated record. Lineage: Eukaryota; Viridiplantae; Streptophyta; Magnoliopsida; Celastrales; Celastraceae. The transcript has 22 exons. Bases 189 to 2006 code for a protein of 605 amino acids.
CCGCGGUCACAUUCACCUUACGAUGGUUAAGUUUCUUACCGGGUUCAGAUAUAGCUCCCGCCAGUUUCUGCAAUUCUUUACUUCUAUUCGAAUAUUUCAAAGCGAGCUCUCUCGCUCAAUUCUUGUUCUCUCAACUUUCUAGUUCUCUCUCGCUGCAUAGUUCUUAGUUUCUCUCGAUACUUGAAAUCAUGGUGGUUGCACAGAAAGUGAAGGAAGCGGAGAUCACUGAGCAGGACUCGCUUCUCUUGACAAGGAACCUGCUCCGCAUUGCCAUAUUCAAUAUUACUUACAUCAGAGGCCUGUUUCCAGAGAAGUAUUUCAAUGAUAAACAUGUUCCUGCUCUUGAGAUGAAGAUCAAGAAGCUCAUGCCUAUGGAUGCAGAAUCUCGCAGACUCAUUGAUUGGAUGGAGAAAGGUGUAUACGAUGCUUUACAGAAGAAAUACUUGAGAACACUUUUGUUCUGCGUUUGUGAGGCAAUAGAGGGCCCAACUAUUGAGGAAUAUGCAUUUUCUUUCAGGUAUUCAAAUUCAGAUAGCCAAGAGGUUUCAAUGAAUGUCAAUCGCACUGGAAACAAGAAACAGGGAGGAACAUUCAAGUGUAACUCCAUUACAGAAAUCACUCCCAGUCAGAUGAGGAGUUCUGCCUGUAAAAUGGUGCGUACACUAAUUCAGUUAAUGAGAACUCUGGAUAAAAUGCCUGAGGAGCGGACCAUAUUGAUGAAACUUCUCUACUAUGAUGACAUGACGCCUGCAGAUUAUGAGCCUCCAUUUUUCAGAGGCUGCACAGAAAAAGAAGCUCAGAAUCCGUGGACUAAAAGUCCUUUAGAAAUGGAAGUCGGGAAUGUCAACAGCAAACAUUUUGUAUUAGCUCUGAAGGUAAAGAGUGUGCUUGAUCCUUGUGAGGAUGAAAAUGAAAAUAUUCAAGAUGAUGAAGUAAGCUUGGGAGCUGAUUCUCUACAACUGGAUGAGUCCAUUGAUUCUGACACGGAGGUUAACCAAUCACAAGAAAAUCAAUAUAUUAUUGCACCAAUAGAUAAACAACGAAUGGAGGAAGAUAAAGGGAUGGGUGACGAAGACAAUACACAGGAUCCAGAGGAAGACGAACAACAAUUGGCCAGAGUGAAAGACUGGAUCAGCUGUCUCCAUCUUGAUACUGUUGAACUUACUGACAUUCUUUCAAACUUCCCAGAUAUCUCAGUGAUUUUGAUAGAAGAAAUAGUUGAGAAGCUUGUAAAGGAAGAUGCUUUAGCGAAAGUUGGAAAUGACACUUACACCAUAACCAAGCAAAAGAAAUCCUGCUAUGAAUUCACUGACGUGAAAGAAGAAAUGGAUGGCUCAGCAGCUGACAGAAUGUAUAUGAGGGCUUUAUAUCACGCUCUUCCAAUGAAAUAUGUGUCUGUGGCAAAGCUUCAGAAUAAGUUAGGUGGAGAAACCAAUCAGACAACAGUGCGCAAACUGAUUGAUAAAAUGACACAAGAUGGAUAUGUUGAACCCAAGGUCAACCGAAGGCUAGGCAAGCGUGUGAUUCAUUCCACUCAAACUGAGAAAAAGCUGAAUGAAGUCAAGAAAGCCUUGGACAACAACCGUAUGGACGUGGAUACCAAUGAACCCAGUAACAAGUCCAAUAAUCCUGAAUUCUACACUAAGGGUGAGAACCAAAGGGAUACCUCCACAUACGGUGUCCUGCACUCCAUUGGCUCUGAUCUCACUCGAAUGAAAGUCAGGUCUGACAUAAACCAAAACGGUUCAAUCAGGAGUGAGCAGACUAUUUCAAAGACAAGGGAGCUCGGCAACACUCCAACUAGCAGAGCAGAGCCUGUAGCUUCAAGAGAAAGUUUCAUACCUGGAAAUGAGAACAGCAGAGCUAAUGGAAACACAAGGUUCUGCGAUGAGACAGACACAGUAACCUGUAGCAGGACAUCACAAGACAAGCGAUCCAGGAAGACAAGCACGGUUAAGGAACCUAUCCUUCAGUUCUUGAAGCGACAGAAAUCCCAAGCUAUUUGAGAGGCUUCAAUCAUGUUAUCCAGGUGUCUGCCCUUAACCAGUUUAUUUGACAUUUUCCUUGGAUCGUAACACAGUAAUUUUCCUCUUUAGUUAUAGUACAUUAGCAUAAACUUCAAUUACUUGCUAAUUACACUUUAAGGCACCUGGUCCAUGAGGAUGAAAGUUAUUACAGUAAUUUCAUUGUUUCUGUCAUCAUGGCCUGUUAGUGUUUUCUGUGAUUUUGUUAUUCUAAAAGAACAAGAAGUUGAUUGA